Messenger RNA from Rhipicephalus sanguineus (brown dog tick), 639 nucleotides. RefSeq lists its product as uncharacterized. The record is from RefSeq and is a predicted model, not a curated record. Lineage: Eukaryota; Metazoa; Arthropoda; Arachnida; Ixodida; Ixodidae. Bases 5 to 505 code for a protein of 166 amino acids. The transcript has 3 exons.
GGUCAUGGACUGGGUGAACAGCAGCACCACGUGGAACAUCCAUCCUUCGCUGGCCAUAUCUGUGUCCAUGUGCACGCGCGUCUACCUGACCACCACGGGCAUGGAAGCCAAGUACGGCGACACCUGCCAGUUUAACGACUCUCCUCCGGGAACCUCGGCCACGUACUGCGACGACUACAGAAAGCUGUACCUCACCUUCAUCAUAGAACCGACGCAACUAGUGACGUACGCGAAUUCCGAGAAUUACAGCGAAUACAUGUCGACCUUCGAGACGCAGUCGGCUGUGACAGAAAAGCUUUGCGAUGUCAAGAUCCGCUACAGAAACCUGGACAUCAGCCUGGCCCUGUUCGACAUCGAGUGCGAAGACUGGCAGAACGAGUGCACCAAUGCCGAGUCCAACGUCGUCCAGGGCACGGACAGGAUGAGCUACAUCUACCAGUACAUGUCAGGCAGCGGAAGGACGGCUGCGUCACUGCUCAAUCGUACGGACCCCUCUUGUCCCUGAUGGCGGAUUCGGCAAAGGCACAGUCCACGCUGUCUUUGCCCUCUGGACCGAGACUUGUGCAAGCGUGUGUGAUGGACUCGUCAUUGGUGGUUUCUAUUCACAGUGACUGUCCCUAUACAUCGAUGGAUUGAAAU